This is a messenger RNA of Cottoperca gobio, 1481 nucleotides long. RefSeq names its product tripartite motif-containing protein 16-like. Gene Ontology annotation, molecular function: zinc ion binding. NCBI's taxonomy places the organism in Eukaryota, Metazoa, Chordata, Actinopteri, Perciformes, Bovichtidae. The transcript has a single exon. Bases 24 to 1430 code for a protein of 468 amino acids. The record is from RefSeq and is a predicted model, not a curated record.
CAGUCGCUGGCAGUGAAGGAGAAAUGGCGCAGAAAGGAGUUCAGCUGGAAACCUUGUGUUGUUCCAUCUGUCUGGAUCUACUGAAGGAUCCGGUGACGACUCCCUGUGGACACAGCUACUGCAAGAACUGUAUUCAAAGCUUCUGGGAUGGAGAGGACCCGAAGUAUAUCUACAGCUGCCCUCAGUGCAGGCAGACCUUCACACCGAGGCCUGUCCUGCUGAAGAGCACCAUGUUAGCAGCUGUAGUGGAGGAGCUGAAGAAGACUGGACUCCAAGCUGCUCCUGCUGAUCACUGCUAUGCUGGACCUGAAGAUGUGGGAUGUGAUGUCUGCACUGGGAGAAAACGGAAAGCCUUCAAGUCCUGUGUGCAGUGUGUGGCCUCUUACUGUGAGAAACACCUCCAGCCUCAUUAUGAAUCACCUACAUUCAUGAAACACAAGCUGGUGGAGCCCUCCCAGAAGCUCCAGGAGAACAUGUGCUCUCGUCACGAUGAGGUGAUGAAGAUGUUCUGCCGUACUGAUCAGCAGUGUAUCUGUUAUCUCUGCUCUGUGGACGAACAUAAAGGCCACGACACAGUCUCAGCUGCAGCAGAAAGGACUGAGAGGCAGAGAGAGCUCGAGGGGAGUCGACUAAACAUCCAGCAGAGAAUCCAGGACGGAGAGAAAGAUGUGAAGCUGCUUCAGCAGAAGGUGGAGGUCAUCAAUCGCUCUGCUGACAGAGCAGUGGAGGACAGUGAGAAGAUGUUCACUCAGCUGAUCCGUCUCAUGCAGAAAAGAAGCUCUGAUGUGAAGCAGCAGCUCAGAUCGCAGCAGGAAAGUGAAGUGAGUCGAGUCAAAGAGCUUCAGGAGAAGCUGGAGCAGGAGCUCACUGAGCUGAAGAGGAAAGACGCUGAUCUGAAGCAGCUCGCACACACAGAGGACCACAACCAGUUUCUACACAACUACCCCUCACUGUCCCCACUCAGUGAGUCUACACUCUCCUCCAGCAUCAACAUCCCUCUCAGAUACUUUGAGGAAGUGACAGCGGCUGUGUCACAAGUCACAGAUGAACUCCAGGACGUUCUGAGAGAGAAGUGGACAAACAUCUCACAGACUGGGACUGAAGUGGAUGUUUCACUGUCAGCAGAGCCCAAGACCAGAGCUGGAUUCUUAAAGUAUUCACGUGACAUCACACUGGAUCCAAACACAGCACAGACACUGCUGUUAUUAUCUGAGGGGGGCAGAAAAGUGACAUACAUGAGACAACAUCAGUCUUAUUCUCAUCACACAGACAGAUUCACUGUAUAUGCUCAGGUGCUGAGUAGAGAGAGUCUGACUGGACGUAGUUACUGGGAGGUGGAGCGGAGCGGGGGAGACGUUCGUGUAGCAGUCGCAUACAAGAACAUCAGCAGAGCAGGGGGGGGGGGAAGAAUGUGCAUUUGGAGACAAUGAUAAAUCCUGGGCGUUAUAUUGUAUCAACAACAGUUAUAUAUUUUGUUACAA